This is a messenger RNA of Colletotrichum aenigma, 663 nucleotides long. RefSeq lists its product as uncharacterized. Gene Ontology annotation, molecular function: protein binding. The coding region runs from base 1 to 663 and encodes 220 amino acids. Lineage: Eukaryota; Fungi; Ascomycota; Sordariomycetes; Glomerellales; Glomerellaceae. The transcript is spliced from 4 exons. The record is from RefSeq and is a predicted model, not a curated record.
AUGGGCCAGGCUGUCUGGAGCGAUAACAACAAUAACGCAGGAGCAUUCUUCGUAUGGGGCGGCGAAGCAUCAUAUGACGACGAUGUGAUACCCUCAAAGGUUUGGCGUUUCCAAGCUGACGGUGUUGGAAGAGGAUCCUGGGAGCAUGCCUUGGUGAGCAACCAGAAGGACUUUACCAAGAUCAAACGACCUAUGGGAGGUGCCUUUGCUCAAAUCGGAAAUGUCGGCUACUACGUUGAUGAGAAAUGGCACACGCAACGCACGACUGGAGAGCAGCCAACAAGAAGGCAAAAGUUUUGCACCGUAAGCGUGAAUGGGCCAGACAACACUUAUGAUAUCUUCAUGUACGGUGGCAGCACAAGAGAUGACGGUAUCUCUGACGAAGUUUACGUCCUGACCCUCCCCGGCUUCAACUUUUUAAAAGCCAGUAGCACAUCAUCAACUGCGCGCUUCAACCAUGCUUGUGUUCGGAUCGGCAAGCGCCACAUGCUCUCCAUGAGCUGGGUACAUCGGUAUAAUGAUAGCGCAGAGCAGUAUGAGAGCCCUGAGGUAGUGAAGAAGUGGUACAACGAAGGUGGCCGGAAUAACGUCGAGUGGUCCAGCGAACAAGUGAAGUUGCUCUUUGCUUCAAGUAAGUGGCCACAUACCGAAGAACAAGACUGA